AUGUUUAAGAAGUUGGCUCAAGUUAGGCCACCAGUUUUCAAGGGAGGUGUUGAUCCUACUUUUCUGGAAAACUGGAUUCGAGAGUUUGAUAAGUUAUUUGUGGCAUUGAAUUGUCCUGAGGGUAUGAAAGUUGACCAAGCUGCUAUGUACCUUAAGGAUGAGGCUGAUAUCUGGUGGAGAGAUAGUGCUGAAAUAGUUAAGGCCGAACCAAAUUUUGGGUGGGAAGUGUUCAAGACUGCAUUGAGGGAUAAGUUUUACCCCCCAUUUUUUAAGAAACAGAAGGCUCAAGAGUUUCUAAACAUAGAGAUGGGCCGAAUGUCAAUUUCAGAGUACUAUAAUAAGUUUAUGACCCUUGCUAGGUUUGCCCCUGAGGUUGUCCCGACUGAAGAACUAAAGGCUCAGAGGUUUGAACAAGUAUUAACCAAACAGUUACAGAAAGACCUAGCUUGGAAAGUCUUUAAGACCCUAGAUAAGGUAUAUGAGAGAGUUGCACACAUGUACCAUCUGAACUCUAGGGAUGUGGGAGAGAGUGCUAAGGUUGGGGAGAAAAGGAAGGACUUUGGGAAUUCUGAAAACCAAGGUAACCUCAAGAGGUUUAGGAAUGGGAACUCAUCUGAGAGGGGUAACCAGUAUGUUAGCAAUUCUUCUAAUGAUAGCAAUGGGGAGAGGAAAUUCUUUUGCAAGUGGUGUUGUAAGAACCACCCUGGGAAAGACUAUGAUGGGAAUUUAGUGACUUGUAGGUUUUGUAAUAAGAAAGGGUAUAGGGAGUAUGAGUGUUACACUAAACUGAACCAACAAGGGAAUAAUGGAAAUGGUGGAAGCAACCAACCGAGGUCUAGUAAUUCCUAUAAACAGGUAGAAAAGAGAAAUGGGCAGAGUGGUCAAUAUGGGAAGUUCGGGAAUGGAAACAACAAUGGAACAAUAGACCUGACAAUGGAAACAAUAACUCGGGCAAUGGCAACAAUGGUCACCAAGGAAAGAGCAACACUCCCGGGCGCUUGUCUGUGA
Chenopodium quinoa (quinoa) is the source of this 1008-nucleotide messenger RNA. RefSeq lists its product as uncharacterized. Lineage: Eukaryota; Viridiplantae; Streptophyta; Magnoliopsida; Caryophyllales; Amaranthaceae. The coding region runs from base 1 to 1008 and encodes 335 amino acids. The record is from RefSeq and is a predicted model, not a curated record. The transcript has a single exon.